UCCUCCGCCUGCUCCUUCUCCUGUCAAAGCCGCCCAUCUCAUCCGAGCUGCUGUCAGGCAGCCACCUCUCCUCCUCCCGAGGAGGCCUGAGCAGGUGAACCCAGGUGCAAAAUGGGUGAUCCCAGAGAAAUUUGUCCUCACCUGGAUUCCAUAGGUGAAGUCACUAAGGAUGAUCUGCUUCUUAAAUCCAAAGGUACUUGCCAGUCUUGUGGAGCAGGGGGACCAAACCUGUGGGCCUGUCUUCAGGUUUCCUGCCCUUAUGUUGGUUGCGGGGAAUCCUUUGCUGACCACAGCACCCUUCAUGCACAGGCCAAAAAGCACAACCUGACAGUAAACCUGACAACGUUCCGGGUAUGGUGCUAUGCCUGCGAGAAGGAGGUUUUCUUGGACCAGCGGUUAUCCUCCCACACACCAGUCCCUCCAUCAAAAUUCAUGGACCAGGAUUCUCCUCCACCCACCCAUUCCCUAAAAGCUGUCCCCAUCGCAGUUGCUGAUGAAGGGGAGUCGGAGUCGGAAGAUGAUGACCUGAAACCGAGAGGCCUUACUGGAAUGAAAAAUCUUGGGAACUCCUGCUACAUGAAUGCUGCACUCCAGGCUCUCUCAAACUGUCCCCCACUCACUCAAUUCUUCCUUGAGUGUGGCGGUCUCGUGCGCACGGACAAGAAGCCAGCACUUUGCAAAAGUUACCAUAAGCUGAUUUCCGAAGUGUGGCAUAAGAAGCGCCCAAGUUAUGUCGUCCCCAGCAGCCUGUCGCAUGGAAUCAAGCUGGUUAACCCCAUGUUUCGAGGGUAUGCGCAACAGGACACCCAAGAAUUUCUACGCUGCUUGAUGGAUCAGCUCCACGAAGAGCUGAAGGAGCCAGUCAUGGCCGAGACCCGGGACUCCGACUUGAGUGACAUGGAAGACAAGCGGGAGUGUGACCGCAGCCCCUCAGAGGACGAGUUCCUCUCCUGCGACUCGAGUAGUGACCGGGGUGAAGGGGAUGGGCAGAGCAAAACUGGGAGCUCCCUAGCAGAGGCCGAGCUGCUGAUCCAGGAUGAGGCUGGGCGGGGGAUUUCUGAAAAGGAGCGGAUGAAGGACCGGAAGUUCUCGUGUAGCCAUCGACGGAGCAACUCGGAGCAAGUGGAUGAAGAUGCUGAUGUUGACACCUCUGUGGCAGCAGUGGAUGGCAGGGCUUCCCCAGAAGCGCUCCCUCCUUCCACACCUCAUCCAGCCAGCCCCUCUAGGACCCCAGAACCAGACAAUGAUGCCUACACACGGUGCUCCUCUCGGCCCUGCAGCCCCGUUCAUCACGAAGUGCAUUCCAAGCUCUCGAGCAGCCCCCCACGCUCGAGCCCUGUGCGUCUGGGAACCUCCUAUGUGCUGAAAAAGGCUCAGAUGUUGACUUCCAGCAAGAAGAAGAAGGAGGUCCGUUACCGCAGCGUCAUCUCUGACAUCUUUGAUGGCUCCAUCCUCAGCCUAGUCCAGUGCCUCACCUGUGACCGAGUGCGUUCCCUUACUGCUGCUGAUCCAGGGAAAAUGGUAUCCACCACUGUGGAGACAUUCCAGGACUUGUCGCUUCCCAUCCCUGGGAAGGAGGACUUGGCCAAGCUGCACUCUGCCAUUUACCAGAAUGUGCCAGCCAAGACAGGAGCCUGUGGGGAUAACUAUGCUGCCUCGCAGGGCUGGAUCGCCUUCAUCAUGGAGUAUAUCCGGAGGUUUGUGGUGUCCUGCAUCCCCAGCUGGUUUUGGGGCCCGGUGGUCACCCUGGAGGACUGCCUUGCUGCCUUCUUUGCUGCAGACGAGCUGAAAGGUGACAACAUGUACAGUUGUGAACGAUGUAAAAAGUUGCGGAAUGGAGUCAAGUACUGCAAAGUUCUCCGGCUCCCUGAGAUCUUGUGCAUUCACCUGAAGCGUUUCCGACAUGAGGUCAUGUACUCCUUCAAAAUCAACAGUCACGUCUCUUUCCCUUUGGAGGGGCUGGACCUCCGGCCUUUCUUGGCCAAGGAGAGCAUCUCGCAGAUCACCACCUAUGACCUCCUCUCUGUGAUUUGCCACCAUGGCACAGCUGGCAGUGGGCACUACAUCGCAUAUUGCCAGAAUGUAAUCAAUGGCCAAUGGUACGAAUUUGAUGAUCAGUAUGUCACGGAGGUCCACGAAACAGUUGUGCAGAAUGCAGAGGCCUAUGUUUUGUUCUACAGGAAGAGCAGCGAGGAGGCUGUGCGGGAACGGCAGAAAGUGGUCUCACUGGCGACUAUGAAGGAACCUGGGCUGCUCCAGUUCUACAUCUCUCGGGAGUGGCUCAACAAAUUCAACACCUUUGCUGAGCCAGGCCCCAUCACCAACCAUACCUUCCUCUGCUCCCAUGGAGGCAUCCCUCCAAAUAAAUAUCAUUAUAUUGAUGACCUGGUGGUGAUUCUUCCCCAGAACGUCUGGGAGUAUCUCUACAACAGGUUCGGUGGUGGCCCAGCUGUCAACCACCUCUACGUGUGUUCAGUGUGCCAAGUGGAGAUCGAAGCCCUGGCCAAGAGGAGGAAGAUCGAAAUUGACACUUUCAUCAAGCUGAACAAGGCCUUCCAGGCCGAAGAGUCUCCUGGAGUCAUCUAUUGCAUAAGCAUGCAGUGGUUCCGCGAGUGGGAGGCAUUCGUCAAAGGAAAGGACAACGAACCGCCUGGACCAAUCGACAACAGCAAGAUUGCUGUGGCAAAAGGCGGUGGUCACAUGCAAGUCAAGCAGGGAGCCGAUUAUGGGCAGAUUUCUGAAGAGACGUGGACUUACUUAAGCACAAUCUACAGUGGAGGCCCCGAGAUUGCCAUCCGGCAGAAUGUGGCCCAGGUGCAGGAGGUGGAGAACAUGCACGGGGAGCAGAAGAUUGAGGCUGAGACCCGGGCGGCCUGAGAGACAACGGACCACGUGGGGAAGAUGUUAAGGGAGAAUGUAAGAGAGAGAUGGGAGAGCAGAGGGCGGAGAAGGCUGAUUUGUUUUCUUAGAGGCAAGGAUCAUAACUUUUCCUCUUCAAUAGGAUCAUGAGACAGUCACAAGUUUUUGCAAACUAGAUGCUUUAUUAAUCUGCUUCAGGUUAAAUUUGGAGGCUCUGCCUCAGAGCUCUGUACGUGCUCCCGAGUGCCUUUUGAACUCCUUAAGUGUUUGUGGAGCACCAAUACACUCAUUUCAUCUUAGCAAGGUGUCUCAAUCCUUUUCUGUGCAAAGCUGUUCUGGCUACUGAAGCCCAUAUUCUUUGGGGUUUCCAGGAGCCCAGGGCCAUUCUGGAUCUGGGAGACAUCUAAGGCCUGCAUGUCUCUGGACAUUUUU
Messenger RNA from Lacerta agilis (Sand lizard), 3291 nucleotides. RefSeq names its product ubiquitin specific peptidase 20 (gene USP20). The coding region runs from base 112 to 2877 and encodes 921 amino acids. The transcript has 25 exons. Gene Ontology annotation, biological process: protein deubiquitination. Lineage: Eukaryota; Metazoa; Chordata; Lepidosauria; Squamata; Lacertidae. The record is from RefSeq and is a predicted model, not a curated record. Gene Ontology annotation, molecular function: cysteine-type deubiquitinase activity; zinc ion binding.